Messenger RNA from Amborella trichopoda, 3354 nucleotides. RefSeq names its product potassium channel AKT1. Gene Ontology annotation, biological process: transmembrane transport; potassium ion transport. The record is from RefSeq and is a predicted model, not a curated record. Lineage: Eukaryota; Viridiplantae; Streptophyta; Magnoliopsida; Amborellales; Amborellaceae. Gene Ontology annotation, cellular component: membrane. Gene Ontology annotation, molecular function: voltage-gated potassium channel activity; protein binding.
UCUCCCAUUAAUGAACUCCACCUCUCUCCCAUCAAUAACUCCACCUCUCUCUCUCUUCUAAUUCUGUCUCUAAUAGAAAACUCUCUGUCUCUCUCUGCACUGUCAUGAAUUCAAUGGAUGACCUGUAACAAUGGCAGGCGUGAUUUAUAAGUUUAGCCUGAAUUAGCAGGAGGGCGAAGGUGGGGACUUUCUCUCUCUGCUAAGAGUAAAGAGUUUGGUUCUCUCUCUCUCCACUCAGUAAGACGAAGACUUAAAGAGAUAGGGGCUUUCUAUCUGUAAAAGGAAUAGCUCUCUCUACUGAGCAAGUAAGAAGAAUUAGAGAGAUGGGGCACUACGUUUGUGGGACUGGGCUGUUCGAGAGCGAUAGAAUAUCCAGAGAGGGAAGUCAUUACAGUCUCUCAAGCGGUUUCCUCCCUUCUCUUGGGGCUCGAAGCAACCGCAUGGUCAAGCUCCGAAAGUUCAUCGUCUCUCCCUAUGAUCGUCGCUACAGGGCGUGGGAAACUUUCCUGAUAGUGUUGGUGGUGUACUCGGCUUGGGUAUCUCCUUUCGAGCUGGGGUUCAUGACGAAGGCCGAGGGUGGCCUCCUGGUGGCCGACAACGUCGUCAAUGGCUUCUUCGCAAUCGACAUCCUUCUCACCUUCUUUGUUGCCUUCUUGGAUCGGCGCACCUAUCUCUUAGUUGAUGAGCCAAAGAUGAUUGCCUUCCGCUAUAUCUCCACCUGGUUCGCUUUCGACGUUGCCUCUACCAUUCCCUUUGAGUUGUUCGCGUCGAGGCUCUUCCGAAUCUCGCCUCUUGCCUCCGGCAUCCUCAACAUGCUACGACUUUGGCGUCUCAGGAGAGUCAGCGCCCUCUUUGCCAGGUUGGAGAAGGAUAUAAGGUUCAACUACUUUUGGACGCGUUGUGCCAAGCUUGUCUGUGUAACCCUCUUUGCGGUCCACUGUGCUGGGUGCUUUUACUAUCUCUUGGCUGCAAGGUACUAUGACUGGAGGAGGACAUGGAUUGGGGCUUCUAUACCAAACUUCAAGGAGAAGAGCCUUUGGAUUCGCUAUGUGACCUCUAUGUACUGGUCCAUCACCACUCUCACCACUGUGGGUUAUGGUGAUCUGCACCCAGAGAACACGAGAGAGAUGGUCUUUGACACCUUUUACAUGCUCUUCAACCUUGGCCUUACUGCUUAUCUCAUUGGCAACAUGACCAACCUCGUUGUUCAUGGCACCAGUCGAACUAGGAAAUUCAGAGACACAGUUCAAGCUGCUUCAAGCUUUGCUCAGAGGAAUCAGCUACCUUUGAGAUUGGAAGACCAGAUGCUCUCUCACCUCUGCCUCAAGUUCAGAACAGAGGGAUUACAACAACAGGAGACACUUGAAUCUCUUCCUAAAGCCAUCAGAUCUGGCAUCUCCAACUACCUCUUUUAUGCCCUUGUCGAUAAAGUUUAUCUCUUCCAAGGAGUCUCUAAUGAUUUCCUAUUCCAAUUGGUCUCGGAGAUGAAAGCAGAGUAUUUUCCUCCUAGAGAAGAUGUAAUAUUGCAUAAUGAGGCGCCCACAGACUUUUAUAUAUUGGUCACUGGUGCUGUGGAUCUGAUGGAAUACAAGGAUGGAUCGCUAAGGGUGGUUGGGGAGGCACAAAUGGGGGAUGUAUUUGGUGAGAUAGGGGUACUAUGUUACAGGCCACAAACGUUCACCGUAAGGACCAAACGGCUGUGUCAGCUGUUGCGUCUCAACCGAACCUCCCUCAUGAAUAUUGUUCAGUCAAAUGUUGAAGAUGGGACCAUAAUCAUGAGAAAUCUUCUUCAGCAUAUGAGGGAUAUGAAGGAUCCCUCAACGGAAGAUGUCAUGAUAGAGACUGAAAGUAUGCUUGCUAGAGGGAGAACAGACCUUCCUUUUGGAGUUUGUUCUGUAGCAAGUGCAGGAGAUGAUAAGCUAUUGGAACAGCUUCUUCAACAGGGAUUAGAUGCCAAUGAAACUGAUCACUGUGGACGCACUGCUCUACAUUUGGCAGCAGCAAAAGGAUUUAAAGAAUGUGUUCGUUUGCUACUAGAUCAGGGGGCUGACCCCAAUAUCAAAGAUUUUGAAGGCAGGGUUCCUCUAUGGGAAGCAAUGCUCGGAGGUCAUGAGGAGGUAAAAACCCUAAUGUUUGAGAAAGGCGCAAGACUCAACCAAAGUGAUGCAGGCCUCUAUGCAUGCAUGGCAGUUGAGAAAAAUUGCCUUGACACCCUCGAUGCCAUCAUACACCAUGGAGGCAAUCCCGCACUACCUGCUCCUUUGACAGGCUCAACUGCGCUCCACACUGCAGUUUCUGAAGGCAAUGUCGAAGCUGUCAAAGCCCUCCUAAACCUUGGAGCUGAUUUUGACAAGCCUGACCUCAUUGGGUGGACUCCUAGAGCUUUAGCUGAUCAACAAGGUCAUGAUGAAAUAAAGGUCCUUUUCCAAAAUGUAUCUGAAAAUGUAGAUCUUGCCUCUGCUAUUCGACCAAAUGUGAACUUUGAAAAUGUGAAGAAAAUUCAUAGUGAGCCUUUCAUUCGAAAGUAUAUGCCCGAAAAUGGAGUUGGGAGCUCAAUGCCGAGACGACGGCGCACAAAUAACUACCAAAACUCAUUGUUCGGGGUCAUGUAUGGUGGGGACAGAAUGAUAGGUUUUUGGGACACACCGGGUAAUGUGGAGAGGUUGAGGAGGAGGGUGACAAUUCAUGGCGUGGAAAAGGAGAGAGGUAGUGGGAAGCUGAUUCUUUUACCUGAUUCAAUUGCAGAGUUGUUGAGGAUUGGGGGGGAGAAGUUUGGGUUUUCGCCCACAAAGGUGGUCAAUUCAGAGGAUGCAGAGGUCGAGGACAUUGAGGCAGUGAGAGAUGGUGAUCACCUCUUCCUAGUUAGAGGAGGUGAUGGCUAAUAAAAAUGAGGAGCAUCCUGAAGAUGGAAUGGUUCAUUGUUGGAUUUCAAUUGGAUUUGCAGUGCUAUGAUUUUCAUACCGUGCAAUGAAGUUCAGAUAUUAGGAUUGUUUGACGAGCAGGGUGCAAGAGGGGGCGUGAGAAGAUGCAACUGCAGUUGGUUAACGUAGGAGAAAGAAGCAAUGAAUGCAGAAUGAGUUUGAUGGAAUGGAUCUAAGGGGGCAGGUGGUUUGAACUUUGAAAUGUGAGAAGGAAUGAAACUGCAUUCGUUUGCUUAGAAGGCUGCAUUAAUGGGUGUGAUGUGAAUCACAACACCGUGUGAUGCAUUGAGUGAAAUUGGUUAGAAUGAGUAGAAAUCUUGUUCUAGUUCCACUUUUGUGGGAUUGGAUGAUCAACAUGCGGCAACACUGAUGACUUGUUAUCCUCUGAAUGAAAUUAAGAAAGUGUAUCUUUACGGUGCUUUUAUAGUCUGUG